Molecule: messenger RNA, 426 nt
Organism: Eimeria necatrix
Lineage: Eukaryota; Apicomplexa; Conoidasida; Eucoccidiorida; Eimeriidae
Exons: 2
Coding region: 1-426 (141 amino acids)
Source: RefSeq, a predicted model, not a curated record
AUGAUGUUCGCACGGAACCUGAAGCCCGGGGAGUCAGUGAAGAUAGCAGCAGCAGCAGGAGGCGAAGUGCUGCACCUCUCCCAGGCCUGUUUGCUGCGGCCUGCGGACUCUGGGAGAAACUACUUAAAAGUCAUUCAGGGAAAAGAAAGUUUUGCUGCUUGCGUGCUGCAAAAAGACAAACUCGAGUGCUGCAGUUUGGACCUUUUUUUGUCAGCAAAAGAGGGUUUGCUGCUGCAGCUGGAGGGGAAGUCGGAGCUCUCGCUGCUGGGGUACUUCGAGCCGGAAGCUGCUGCUGCGGAGGAAGCAGACUUUGCUGCUGCUGCUGCUGCUGCUGCUUUCGACAGCGAGGAGGAGAGUGAAGAGGCGUCGGAAGAUGAGACUGAGGGCAUGAGUGCGCCCGUCGUCAGGGUAGGGUUUAGGGUUUAG